CUGAAUGUCUAUGACCGAAAAGUGAAAGAAGACCGUGUCAUUGGAGGUCAUGCACUUUAUUUUUGUUCCUACAAAAUUGUCUUUCUAUACUUAUUUUUGUUAAAUAUAAAUUAAAUAGUUAAGUGAAUUCCAUGUUUUACAAAGUUAUGUGAAAAUUGAUACAUUUUAGCGAAAACAUAAUAAUGGCAGACCAGUUUUGUUUACGUUGGAACAACUUCCAGACGAAUAUAGUGAGUGCAUUGGAUUCGUUAAAAUGUUCAGAAGAUCUGGUCGACGUAACACUAACUUGUGAAGGCAGAAACAUCAAGGCUCACAAAGUUAUACUGUCAGCAUGCAGCCCGUACUUUAGGAAUGUGUUCAAGGAAAACCCAUGUCAACAUCCUGUUAUAAUAUUGAAGGAUGUAUCUGCUGAUGAUAUUCUAAGCCUCUUAUCCUAUAUGUACCAAGGAGAAGUAUUUAUUGAGGAAAGUAAAUUGUCUUCCUUUUUGCACACUGCAGCGUUGCUUCAAGUGAAGGGUCUGACGGGAGUAACACAGCAGAAUGAAAACUUUUUUUCGAGUGCUGCUACAAACAAACUUUUUACUCAGCUAACCAUAUCAUCGAAGCAGACAAACUUGGGAUUGGCUCACAAAGAGGCUAAAAUACCCGCCCUAAAGAAAAGACGGAGCAGUACUUCAGAUAAACCCAAUGAUGUACCUGUCAUUGAUAAUACGAAGAAGAGUAAAGUAUUAGAAACAAGUGAGAUAUAUAAUAAAAACAAUGGUGCUUCUUCUGUGAAAUUGGACAAUUUAUUGUAUGUGCCAGAGAACCAUGUUGAAAAGAGAAUUGAAAACAAAUCUGAACACACUAAUACAGCUAAUGGAAAGAAUCCAACAAACCAGAUCAAUACACAAGAAGACAUUCCAGUUACUGUCAAAACAGAAUAUGUUGACGAGAACAAUUCUCCAGCUCAAAUACAAUCAAUCAAUAUUGACAAUGAUGAUAGUCUUCCUGAUUAUGAGAACAGUAUGCUUGCCAGGUCACUGAUUUCUGGAAUAAACCCUUCAAAAAGUGAUGUAUGUGCCAACAAUUCAGUUUUAAAAAAAGUGUCAAACAUAAAUGAUAUGCAUACCAUAAGUCGACUAAAAGAAUCAAGCAUGGAUUCUAUGAAUUAUCCCAAUCCCAGAUCAAAAAGUCCACCAAAGACUUUGACAAAUGAUGACUCACUAGUGAAGGCGGAAAAGCCAUCGCCAAAAUCAGAUAUGGAGUAUGAACCAGAGGUGCUAUUGUCGGAACACCAAGACGGUCAAGACACAGAGUUGUACUCUCAAGAGCAGUCGCAAGCCCUAUUGUUAUUAGCGGGGAUGUCCACUGUGCCUGUACUGUCGAGUGGGGCUUCAACAUCCCAAUCCAUGACGUCCCACCAGCAAUCAAACCAUGCUGCAAUAUGCGGUGACUGUCCACAUUGCGGAAUGAAAUACUCCAACCAAUCGGCUCUCAAGUAUCACGUAAGAUUAAUGCACUCAGAUCUGACAAACCGGUUGUGUUGCUAUCUUUGCCCAAGAUCAUUCACAAUGAGGGAAACUUUCAAAGAACACAUGUGGGCUAGCCACGGCCAGCGAAAUUAAUAUCUAUGUGAACAAAAUGUGCCUUACAUUUAUAUUUAUACACAAGAAAGUUUGUGCCUUUAAAUGUUUUUUUAUACAAAAUUUAUGAUUACCGAACUAUUAGGAGAAAAUAUAUUACUAUUGUAAGUUAUGUUUACAAAUGAGCGUUAUGAUAUUAGGAGGAACAUUUAUAACUAUUACCACCAUUUAAUAAUAUAAUAAUAAAUUGAAUGAAAUGAAAGUUGUGCUUGCAAGUUUCAAGGACGACAAGAUCUCUCACAAAUAGAUAUUAUGUGUUAGUAACGACGGUGCAAAAAUAAUAGACCUGUAAGGCCUAGUACGGACUACUUUAGUAUUUUAGUAGUAGACUAAAAUACUAAAUUAGUCUGAACUAGGCAUUGAGAGCUGCGCUUUUUGGUGCUCCAGAAUUGAUCUAAUAAUUAUUUAGUGUGAAAAAUUUCGACUACUAUAUUAGUAGCAAUAAAAACUAUUUUUGUAUCAUUAGUAGUUAUUAAAAAUCAUCAGUUAUAUCUGCUGCCUCAUAUCAAAAUUUAGAAAAGAAACAAUUCUGUUGUUUAUAUUUUUUUUUUCAUCAACAGUAUGUUGAAGUGAAUUUGGAGAUGAUAUUAAGUAUUUAAAAAUGAAUUUAGGUUAAAAUUACACUAUUAGGUAUAAAUCAGCUCGAAAUUUAUAUUUUUAUACACAUGAUUCAUUUUUGAGAUUGUAUUUACAUGAAUUUUUCAGUAUUACACACAGAUUAUUUAAUUAGGCCAUCUAAAAAAGUCAAAAGUGAUAAACGGAUAAAAAUUUUAUCUUAGAGCCCAUUUACAUUAGUGCUUCUCACACAUAAAUAUCCAAAGUAUGAGAAAGCAUUAUAAGUCAAAGUCAAGCAAUCGACAAGCUCAAGGCAAGCUGUUUAUAACAUACGUGUAUAAUAGAGGUGCUAAGUGCUAUGGCGUACACUUUAUAGAUGCAAAAAUACACUGCCUUCCCUGAGGACCUAUAUUGGAGAUGGAGUAUUGCAUUUUGUGCAAUUUGUAUGUAUAAUGCCUGCCCUAGUUAAAACAUUGUGCUCGCCACUGGUGCUAAAGAUAGAUCAGGAGCAGACUACACAAUGACCAAUGUAGUUAACACACAUUGCUAUAUACAUGGGUAGUUCGUUGAUGACACUCCCAUGACAUGCGGGCGCCGGGGCGAAAAAUUGCGCGGGUGUGAAAUCGUGCGUGCGAGAAAGUGAGGCGCAUCAGUCGUGGGUUUUUCAUUCAUCGCUACACGCCUCCCGGCCCUCGCGGACCAUCGGGAGUGUUACGAACGAAGUUGCCAAGCUAUAACAUUGAGUGAAAAUCACUCAGCUUCAUAGCUUUGAGCAUCUCGCUCAUUGAUAAAUUAAUAAUUAGUUGCCAACCAUAGCUAAGAAGGAUGUAUUGUCAUUUGAUUUCAGUAAAGUCACAGUCAAGGUUUAACUUGCUGUGAAUAAAAAGACGUUUGACAUGGCAAGUUAGACUGUCUAGACAGCACUCCUGAGUAAUACCAUAGACACAUAAAUAGGCUGACAAAAGACUAAUGUGAAAGGGCUCUUAUAAUCCGUAAGCAGUAUUUUGCAGUUUUAUACAAUGAAUGAUGGUUUAACGUUUGAAAAUUAUUAUUUGUUUAAUAGAACAUAAAUUGUUGAAUAGAAUUUUGGUGAGUUGUGCCAAAAUGAUAUAUUUCUUAUUAAUUCUUAUUAAUCGUUAUAAUAAAGAUUUUUUUAUAUAUUUAUAGUUACCAAGCUAUUGUAAGAUUCCACUUUUAAACAUUAUUUCAGUUAAGUAAUAUUAUUUUGUGUUUUUCUGUUAGUUGAUAUUGUUAAGAAAGAAUAUGUUGACGAUUGUUACCACUCGGUUAUCAUAGUAUGUUAUGGUUGAAAUCACAUGUAAUGUGUUAUUUUGUGUAAAUGCCAUUAGUGAAAAGUAUAAAUUAUUGAAGAAAGUAUAGUUAUUAAGAAACGUGAAUCGUAGGAAUCAGUAAAGUUUAUAUUUAUAAGUAUUUACUUUUCAUAGUAGUUAAAUAUAUAAUGUUAAAUAUUGUUGAGUAUUUUAUUCGAAAGAUUUACAAAAUUUAUAUUUUAAAUUAUGUUACAAAUAAAAGAUGCUUCUAUAA
Bicyclus anynana (squinting bush brown) is the source of this 3725-nucleotide messenger RNA. RefSeq names its product broad-complex core protein isoforms 1/2/3/4/5. The transcript has 6 exons. Lineage: Eukaryota; Metazoa; Arthropoda; Insecta; Lepidoptera; Nymphalidae. Gene Ontology annotation, biological process: regulation of transcription by RNA polymerase II. The record is from RefSeq and is a predicted model, not a curated record. The coding region runs from base 183 to 1607 and encodes 474 amino acids. Gene Ontology annotation, cellular component: nucleus. Gene Ontology annotation, molecular function: protein binding.